Messenger RNA from Sporisorium graminicola, 1953 nucleotides. RefSeq lists its product as uncharacterized. Lineage: Eukaryota; Fungi; Basidiomycota; Ustilaginomycetes; Ustilaginales; Ustilaginaceae. The record is from RefSeq and is a predicted model, not a curated record. Bases 1 to 1953 code for a protein of 650 amino acids. The transcript has a single exon. Gene Ontology annotation, biological process: intracellular protein transport; endocytosis. Gene Ontology annotation, cellular component: cytoplasmic vesicle; clathrin adaptor complex.
AUGUCGGGCCCACUCGAGGGUAUCAUUGUGCUCAGCGCAGAUGGCCGGCCCGUGGUCCACUCGCACUUUGCAAACCGCAUCCCCUCCUACCCGCUCCUCCACUCGGACUACUUUGCCACGCUCGUGGCCGGCAUCAACUCUGCAAAUGCGCACAUUUCGUCCUCGACGUCUUCGAGUACAGCGCAAGCAUCGGCGACCGCAACGGCAGGACCUUCGCGCAUCUAUUUCACCAAAGAUAUCAAGCCCGUCAUCUGGGUCCCCGGCGUACCGGAUGUCAAUCCGCUGGAUUUGCAGAACGAGGACGACGAGGAUGAGGAUGAGCACGACGCAGAUGAUGCGGACGCAGCAGACGUGACAGCAAAUUUGGGUGAGCUGUCCUUGGCGAGCCAGCUGAGCGCACGUAUUACCGCCAGUCGUACUGCGCCUUCUGGUACAGCUUUGCAGGAUGUCAAUGUUUGGGACGAAGGCGGACCCCCCGCGGCGGCAACAGCAGCAGCGUCGUCAACUUCUUCCGUACCACAAGCCCAAGCAUCCACAAAUACCAUCGCUGCACCGCCAGCUACAACAACGGCGGAACACAGAGGCGACCGAGUGGUACAACACGCCGCAGAAGCACUCGCCGAGCAAGGCGCCGCUCUCAUCCACGUCGGUUCUGGACCGCUGCGUUUCCUCUGUCCCGUCUCUCGUGAAGUGGACCCGCUCGUACCACUCACUUUCCUUCGAUCCUUCAUCUCUAUCCUCCAAGAAUAUCUGACCCAAUCCACCGACCCCAGUCUGCUCACCGAAGACACGCUCCGCGAUCAUUUCGAUAUCGUCUACCAGCUCUUCGAAGAGAUCGUCGACACCGACGGCAACAUCCUCACCACCGAAGUCAACAUGCUCAAGAGUCUCGUUUUGCCGCCCAACUGGGUCGGCAAGCUGGUCAAAGCCGUCGGCGUCUCUGGUCUGGCCUCUGCUGCACCACCACCGUUGAUCUCGACGAUUCCGUGGAGGAGGCCGAAUUCCAAGUACACCAACAACGAGUUGUACGUCGAUCUCGUCGAGAGCUUGGAGGGCAUCGUUUCCAGGACGGGUCGGCCGGUGGCGCUCGAUGUGUGGGCAGCGGUGCAGUGCAAUGCGAGGUUAUCGGGGACGCCCGAUCUUUCAUUGACGUUCAACACGCCGAAUCUGGUUCAAGACGAGAGCUUCCAUCCUUGUGUAAGGUAUCGGGUCUGGAGGAAGGAGAAGAGGUUGUCGUUUGUUCCUCCUGAUGGCAACUUUGAGUUGGCGUCUUUCCGUAUUGGGCAGCCAUUCCUUGCUACCGGAGAAGCGAGCAAGACGACCAGCAGCAACAAGGGGCCGACAAACGGAUGGACAAAGGCGAUCCCGCUUCAGUUGUCGCACUGCAUCGAAGCUCAGAAGGGAUCGGCGACCGUGCUGUUCCAAGUGGCUGCUUCACCGUCGUCCAGCACGUCCACGUCCUCUUCCUCGUCGCUGUCGUCGCACCCGACGUCGCGCACAAAGGGUCCGGAUCCCGAGGGCACGCUCGAAGACGUCACGCUCACCUUCGGUCUCGGACCAGGCGUGGUCUCGUUCGAAGCAUCCGUUGGCGGCGCACCCAUGCCCGCCACCACCACCACCACUUUGAACCCAUCCAUCGUUCCCUCAGCAGGCGACGUCUACGGCAGCUACAUCUACGACCCCUCCACCAAACUUGUCCGCUGGACCAUCCCCAAGCUGCUCCCCACGCAAUCCCAACGUCCCUGCCUGCUCAAACUCACUUGGACCACCAGCGAUGCGCGUACCGCACCGACGCACUCGAGCGCCGUGACCGUCACCUGGACCAACCCCACCCAAAGCUUCUCGCAUCUCAAAGUAGACUCGGUCAACCUGACCAAUACCCAUACGCACCCGUAUCGGCCCUUCAAAGGCGUCCGCUCCUUUUCCCGCGGCAAACUCGUCUUUCGCGUCUGA